Messenger RNA from Micropterus salmoides (largemouth bass), 2602 nucleotides. RefSeq names its product alkaline ceramidase 1 (gene acer1). Gene Ontology annotation, biological process: ceramide metabolic process. The record is from RefSeq and is a predicted model, not a curated record. Gene Ontology annotation, molecular function: hydrolase activity, acting on carbon-nitrogen (but not peptide) bonds, in linear amides. NCBI's taxonomy places the organism in Eukaryota, Metazoa, Chordata, Actinopteri, Centrarchiformes, Centrarchidae. Gene Ontology annotation, cellular component: membrane. The coding region runs from base 373 to 1200 and encodes 275 amino acids. The transcript has 7 exons.
ACUGUCUUUGGCACUGAUUAUCGAGUUUACAGUGCCUUUAUGUGAUUUUAAAAUACGCUUAACCCCCUCUCAUUUUUUUUUAUUAUUAUUUUAUUUUUUACUAUUUGUCUUGUAAUAGUAGGCCUAUGUGUCAUAGUGUUUCCUCUAUAAAGGCAAACAUUUGCUAGGGGGAAUGAUGAGUCCAUUCCAGACAUUUUCCCUGAUGACAUAUUGGCACAGAGAUUUGAAACCGUUCAGCAUGGUGAUUAGCGGCAGUACAGUGUCGUGCAACAGGAUCAGAGGCAGUUUCGAUGCUCCUCCCCGUUAAAUCCACCUGCGGUACCACCUGCAGCAGAGCAACACUUACGGACCUGAGGCCGGGACAACAGCAGCAUGGGAGGCUUCUACUUCAGUGAAAAGAUGGAAGGAAUUUUCGCCUACGAGAGUUCAGAAAUUGACUGGUGUGAAGACAACUACCGACACUCUGAACAUGUAGUGGAGUACUUCAACACUAUAAGCAGCUUUAGUUUCUUCAUUAUAUCUCCCAUCAUGCUCUACCUUCUACACCCUUAUGCCAAAGAAAGGAACCUGGCAAUUCACACAGUCUGGGUCAUGAUGAUAUUUGUAGGUGUCUUCUCUGCGUACUUCCACAUGACACUUAGUUUCGUUGGCCAGAUGUUGGAUGAGCUGUCUAUACUGUGGGUCCUGGCGGUGGUAUAUGCAGUCUGGUUCCCCCGCAGACUCUUCCCUUCUUUUAUAAAAGACAGGUCAACAUUUUCAAGCCUCGUACUUGUGAUUACUGUCAUCACCACAGUGUCGUCAUUUGUCAAACCUACAGCCAAUGCCUAUGUUUUGAACUGCUUCGGCCUCCAUAUGCUUUAUAUUCUGGCUGUCGAAAUGAGAUGCUGCAACGACCAGAAGGUUCUGCGACUGGCCAAGAUGGCAGUGGCUAUGUGGGUGCUCGCUAUCUCAUGCUGGAUUAGUGACCGCUUUGGCUGCAGCUUCUGGCAGAGGCUAAACUUCUGCUACCUCCAUGGUUUUUGGCACAUUCUGAUUGUGAUAGCUGUGGCCUAUGGCAGCACUCUGAUAGCUUACCUGGAUGCCAACUAUGAGAUACCCUACUCUCUGCCUGGACUGCAGUACUGGCCGUGUGAUAAAUGGGCUGUUGGAUUACCUCACAUUGUCCUAAAGGGCACUACUAAAACACAGAAACGGUGCUAACAAAGUCAAAGUCAUUGGUGGAACAUUUAUAUUUGUACACUCCAUUAUUUCAAAUUAUUUCAUCUAGUGACCUUUACUCAGCCCCACCUUCAUACCUUAUAAACACAAUCUGUGGAAAAAGUUGCCUCACCACAAAAACGACCUAUCACUAGAUAACAACUAAAUGUAAGUUACAGUUGUUAUCUGGUCCUGUUCAAAAAGGACUGUUUCACUGAUGGUCACAUAAUUAUGAUUUUAUCAGAUUUGUAAUACAAAUGCAGAACACAGGUAAUAUUACUUUAAUUUAAAUAUUUGCCCUUCGUUUGUCUUUUCCUGAAGUAUAUAUAUAUAUAUAUCCUGAAUGACUGUGAAAAUUAUAGAAAUUGUGUGUAUUUUUGAAAAGUUUGUCUUUGAUAGUUAUGCAUGUGUUUUUUGUAUAUAUAAAUUAAUUGCUGUGAUUUAUUUUCAAGAUAUGAAUGCACAUUUGAUUCUGUGCAUGGCAGAAUAUAUUGAUGUACUGUAUGUUUUCUUACGAUAAAAUGGUUAUUUUUCUAAGAAACAAUAACUACUGUCAUUCUUCAGUGUGACAGUUUAUUUGAGUGAAGCACCACAGUGAAAUGAAGUGAAGUGUUUUUAAAAUACCUUUACAGGUAGUUGUUUCACAGUCAUAUAAUCUGUCCUCUGGGCUAGUUUGAGCUGUAUAAGAUCAACUGAGUUUUGUAGUAAAGUUCAGAUAAUUUUCUGGUAUAUUUCUCAGGAAAAACUGCAUUUGUAUGACUGACCACAGCAAUCACCUGCAAAUAAGUUUUUCGUGUGACUGAAUAAUCACUUUUAAAAACAUUUUUGUGCUAUUUUGAGAAUAUUCAGGUACAUUGUGUCUCCUUUCACAUGAUCUUUCCGGAAGAACACAAUAUAUACAACAAUAGACCUUUUACAAAAAGGACACAAGCAUUCUCUGAAAAUCAACGUUCAAAAGCGACCUCAUGUGGGUGAAGCAGUCAGUGCUUUUAGAAAUGUAAUCUUUACUGAGAGCCAGUUAACAAAUAAAAUACAAUGUGUUGGCACUAAAUUCAAAUGGCAUGUCAUCAGAAUCAAUUAUUUAUCUUUUCAGGCCCUGUCUGGAUAUAUUCAAGUUUUGUUUGUAUUCCUGGAUCAAUGGUUCCAUACCUGUGAGUCAGGACCCCUCAGGGGUCACAAAUACAAUCUGAGGAGUCACAAGAGCUACAAUAGCAGUAUGACACUUGGGUCGGUCAGUCCAUCUAUUAUGUUGCGUCUUUUUGAUGAAGGGUUCAGAAUGAGACAUUGCUUCAUUUCCAGGGGUUACUAGCCAAAAAAGAUGCUCUAGAUUUAUUCAUUCAUAGAUAGAGAAAUGUUUUGCACACAUUAUUCAUCAAAAUGUUUUACAAGUCAGGACACAACUGUA